Aspergillus japonicus CBS 114.51 is the source of this 996-nucleotide messenger RNA. RefSeq lists its product as uncharacterized. Bases 325 to 915 code for a protein of 196 amino acids. The record is from RefSeq and is a predicted model, not a curated record. The transcript has 2 exons. NCBI's taxonomy places the organism in Eukaryota, Fungi, Ascomycota, Eurotiomycetes, Eurotiales, Aspergillaceae.
CCACUACGACCUUCCCGAAGUCACUUCAUACCGAAGUGUAGGUGAUUUGGGGUCGUUUUCCUCUUUUCUGGUGCCUAGACCCCGGGCAGGCCUUGCAGGAAGAAGGCAAACUACAUGACAUGCUGUAUGACAUGGCCAUAAACUCUGUGUAGCACAAUAUGGCCAGACUCGGUGAGGUUGUUGUCUUCAGCCGCUGCAGGAAAUAGCUCUGUUCCUCUGCUUCUUGGAAAUAGAUAUGUAGACGGCCACCCAUCUAUUGAAUCCAUCUUCAAUAUACACCGUUUGAGCAAUUGUUGCCAUUGACUGCCCCUAAACCAAGCCAACAUGCCUCGGGACUCAACUCAGCGUCUCCACCGCCACCAACAUCACCCCGAGCAACACUUCAACAACCACGCCAACAAGGUAUCCUACCGGAUCAAAAAUGAGUAUCAUCCAACAACCCACAGCGAUGUUCCUCGUGUGCGCCACCGUCCAGAUCCUUGUUUCGUCCCUGUCGCCUCUGGUGCGAUAGUACAACCCCCUGCCUCUCGGUUCCAUGACGACGACGACCACUACUGUUACAUCAACAACCACCAUGACUCUCGCCACCGUAGAUACAGCAGCGACGGCAUGAGCUAUCGCCACCAUCACCAACACCACUACCCUCUCGACGGACCCCGAUCCAGCGAGCAGUACACCUUCUGCAGCACCGUCAGACUCCACGCUGACCCUUGUGCUCGAUUCCAUCGCCACCACACCCAUUCCCACACCCAUACUUAUACCAACACCCACACCCACACCCGCGCAGAUCUAUACUUGGAGUCUCUCGAGAGAGGCCGCCGCCGUGUUGGCGGAGACGGGGAUAGGACGUUUCAUUUCGAAGUGGACGUGGAUGUCUCCUCGCGGGGUGGCCCUAGAUUCUGGUGCAUAUCAUGAGUGAAGCGGGCGAGGGACUCAUUGGUAUUGUACGGGGUUGGGAGAUAGAUCAGCAGGCGAAGGGGGGAUCACCAUGCUGCA